GACAUCAACUACUGAUUGUCCAUCCUCUCAAUAUGCUUGAAGCUAUACCGGUAUACAAUUGAGAAAAGAAUUCCUUUCAGACUCAAUAGGCUGAUUUGAUUCUUGAUAACUAGAAUUACUUGAAAGACUGGGGAAGGAAGGAAAGGUCAGCCGAAAAUGAAGGGGCUGUCUGUGCCUCGGUUCCAAUUUUAGGCCUUAUCUAGUGAGGGGCAUCGCGCCGUUGGAUUGGGCUUGUUAUGAUGAGUUCCACGAAGCGUUAUCAUCCUAAUAUCAACACCUCCCUUCAUUCAAGUUCAUUACCUUCAAUGUCACUUAUUGUAUCGUUGUCCUCUCGUACAUAGCAUACCAGCUAUAUACCACAAAUCGGUGGCCCAUACUAUAUCCAGUCCACUCGUACAACACAGCAAACAUGCCAGCCUGCACACUUCAUCUGCUUUCUCUCUCCGUCACCAUCACCGAUUUCCUCUCAGCCCUUUCAACGACUUCGCUCACCCCACUCACAAUUGGUAGGGUUGUGCGUUGGAUCGUCCUUCCGACAUCGAUAUCGAUCGACCCACUUAUCGCACGUAAUAUCCAUUGGGAUAUUCUGAUGAUCUUGCCCAAUACCGACACUCUUCCAGCCUCACUACAAAAGCUUAUCCUUCAUCAAUGGCAGGUGACAGCAGGAAUACCUUCUCGAUUGCUCCAUGAUUUUGCGUCGAAGAAUAGAAGACUACUUAAUCCACGGCCCGAAGACACACCGCCACUCACAGGAAGCUUAAACAAUUACCGCACAACAGCUUCAGCUCAAGCCCUCGAGCUUUCUCCUCCAUUGAUGGAAUGGAUCAAAACCUAUAGAGACCAAGAGGGGCGUGGUGCGGUUUCUAUGCUCAAUCUUUUAGCCUUUAAGCCUGGACUCAAAGGUGAAUAUUUGAAAUAUGGAGCCGAAUUUGCAAAAUCUAUUGGGUCAAAACGAGGUGGUAUUGCCAAGAUAAUGGGAACUGUGAUACACGAGGGAGAUUUGAAAGAAAGAGGUGAAUGGGAUGAGGUUGCCGUGGCACACUAUCCGAGCAUUGAACAUUUUGCAGAUAUGUUGGCCAGUGAAGAUUAUCAGGAAGUAAAUCACAGACAUAGGGUGGGAAGUUUGAGGGACACUUUCAUUCUUUGCACAACAGAAUUGGAUCUGCCUAUACCAGGCAAGAACGGGUCAAAACUAUAGGUGUGGGGAAGUUUGAGACAAAAGUUUGAUUUUUAACUCAGCUGAAUCUGUCUGAGGUAUUGUUCCAUUGCCAGGAUUCGGACCUUCAUUCCUAUGUCAUAAGUGUACAUACAAAGUGCAUCAGUGUCACAUCAGACUUGCACAACAAUUUUGGAUAAUGGAGUUUUUCUAUCUGUCGUAAUUGGUUGCUACAUAGUUAUACACAUCAGUUCUCUAUCCAGAAAUCCCAGCAACCCUGAGUAUCUCUCGCAAAACAAUGAUACAUGCCAUUUUCCCUGCACAUAUCCUACAUAGCAUACAAUAGAUUCUGGCCGACAAAGAAAAUUAAGGUCUCAAAACCUCCAAUUAUCGUAGGAAACA
Botrytis cinerea B05.10 is the source of this 1558-nucleotide messenger RNA. RefSeq lists its product as hypothetical. Lineage: Eukaryota; Fungi; Ascomycota; Leotiomycetes; Helotiales; Sclerotiniaceae. The record is from RefSeq and is a predicted model, not a curated record. The transcript has a single exon. The coding region runs from base 410 to 1198 and encodes 262 amino acids.